AUGGCCGACCCGGGGAGCGACAAUGGGAGAGGCCUACUCGCACAGCCGACCCCCUCGGACACGCUGUCAGUGCUUUGGGAAUCUCCAAACCUGGAUUUCCCAGAAGCCGUUGCUUCCCUUUCGGAGUUGAACCACACCAUUCGCAACUUUGGGUUCAUGGCUACCUCCUUGGACCAGUUGGACCAGUGGUCGGAGUCGCAUGGUCUUCUGGACUUUGGCCCCGUGACAGUUGCGGACCUUCGGUGUCUUUGGCACGGGGCGCUUUCCUUGGCCUGCUCUGAGGGAUACAUGGCGGUGGUGCCUUCCCCGCCGCACCCCUCCGCUCCUCCCUCGCCACAGGAUCCUUCCCUCAGCACGGCUUCAGACCCCAGCCAGGCCGCGUCAGCUGCGGCAUCAUGGAACGAGCCUUUCCCGGCUAAGCUCUCCUCGGACAAAACGGCAGAGCCUCGGGCUGCUUUUCUGCGGACAUAUCCUAGCGAGGUCUUGGACGAUUCCAGUACGCCUUCGGCUCGUCUCCUUGCUUUGGCUUUUAAACAAGCCUCGUCCCAUCAGUGGUGCUUCAUUCCUUGGCGCUGGCGCAUGUCCGUGCAUGAGCUGGAAGAACAGCAAUUGCAGCGCCCUCGCAAGCUGGCCAGGACCGAGCUGGCAGAUCUCGUUUGGGAUGAUGUCCCGCGUUUGCACAGUGUGGCCAUGGCCAGGGUCACUGACGUGCACUUGGUGACGCUUAAGAAGUACGAUUCCACCUUCCUGCGUUUUGCCUCGGCUCGCUUUGACAGCAGCAUUGGCCUUCGCCCACCCAAUGUACUGGAAUGUGAGCAGGCAGACCGCCGCUUUUGGGAGGCCGUGUCCGCACUCCGUUUGCAGGGUUGGUCUUUGGAUGACUGUAUCCAUGAGAACACAGCUGUCCGUAGCGAGCUGGCUUCUCUUUUGGCACCGCGUGUCUUUCUGCCCAAGGCCAUGCUCCGUCUGGAGGGCAAGGGAGCAGGUGGACGCAAGGGCACUGGCCCCGUUGCUGGUUUUGGCAACGGACGCGGACGCGGCAAAGGCAGGGGGGAUGGAAGCGGUCGUGGGAGUAGCCUUGGCACCGGUCGUGAGGGAUCCGGUUUGGGCAACCAAGGCGACUCCGAAGGGGCCUCCGCAAACCGACAGGAGUGGGCAUCCUGCGCAAAGAUCAACGGAGAAGUCAAGACCCUUUGCAUGCGCUGGAGUCAGCGCACAGGCUAUAACAAUCCGUCUUGCCACUUUGUGCAUCUUUGUCCCGUGAAGGUUCCCAGUGGCAAGGUGGCUUUGGCUGUGUCUGCCUCCGACACAUUAUCCUCCAGGGGCCUGCCACCCCAGCACACAAAUCCCGAAGAUGACACGUCGGACACGAACAGCUUCGAGCCAGAGCCAGCUCCUGCACCGGUCUCCGCGGAGUCCAUGCCAGGGCUGUUUCCGCCUUCCUUCUCUCAUAUCACUCCUGUCCUACAGUCCGUCCGGGAUUUUAAGCAACCCUUCUUCCUGGACAUUUGCGCGGGAGCGGGCUCGCCGCUCAGCUCAGCUUUCGUGGAGAAGGGGGCGCCUUGUCUGUCAAUAGACAUUCUCAUCGACGCAAACAUAGAUCCUCUCCAGGACGAUUUCUUUGAAUACUUGCUUCGCAUUUGCACGUCCCACCAGGUCUUGCUAGAACAGCCUCCGAACAGCGUGGCUUGGGGGGAGCCGAUUACAACAAACUUCUUGGCAUCCAUCAGCGCGGAUCUGGUCCACGUGGCCGCUUGUUCCGUCGACCUUGACAUGCGCAGAGCUUGGCUUAUGGCUACUUCAUUCAGGGCCUUUCAGGCUCUCGCCUCUACAUGUCUACACACCCAGGGGACCCACGUGGCUUUGCAGUGUUUGUGUGAUGAGGCCGGCAACUUCUGCAGUCGGGCAUCUGCAGAGUACCCCCCCCCUCUAGCGGACAUGUACGCUGAGCGAGCCCUGCCCCUCUUCGAUGUGGAACAAGGGGUAGGCUGUGCCCUCUCUCUCGCCACGGUACCUCUGCUUGCCAAACUCAAGGCCCUUCAUGAGGCUCCCGUGGCUUCGCAAGACCGGGCCGGCAUCCUCUCCAUGCCAGACUGGAGUGCACCACCUUCAGGAGCUACAGACGUCUUUGCACACCUUAGGCCCAAGCUGAUGAAUUUUCUCCUUCAGGGUCGUCUUUCUCAGCGUUUGCGCACUUUGGGUUUGGGAAGAUCCGCGGAGGCUCUUUUCUCAAGCUCGGAAGUAGACGCCCCGCGUCGCCUGUUCCAGGACUGGCUCUCUGCACGUUUCCCUGGCAUUUCCGUUUCCUGGGAAAUAUCCUCAGGACAACCAUACUGCCCUCAGGCUCUGGCAGCUGUCCCAAGCAUUUGUCAGGAUCGAGACGUGUCCUUGUUCACCUGUCUUGAACAGGGGGUGCCCACUGGCUUUGAUGGGAACAUUCCGUUGUCCAAUGUUUUCCUGCCACAAGAAGGGGGCCAUCCCCUCGAGCAAUCGCUUGGCAUUUGUCAUGGCAGUUGGUCGAGCGCUGAAGCGGACCUUCCGACCCGGCAUGCCUUAGUAGACGAGGAGACCGCCAAUGGCUGGUUCUUGGAGCUGGUUUCUUUGGAAGCGGCUCGAGAACGUUUUGGCGACAAGCUGGCCAUUAAAAAGAUGUCCAUCGUCAAAGCUGAAGGCAAAAAGCUGCGCCUUGUGGUCGACUCCACUGUCUGUGGCACUGACCCCUCUUGCUCGAUCCCCGAGACGUUCACACCCCCGGGUAUUGACGAUGUCAGGGAUUCUUUCUCUUUGCGGUGUCACUCUGGUCUGUGCGCGGGGUUUGCGUUUGACAUCAAAUCAGCUCACAAAGUGGUCCGAGUUCGUGACUCUGAUCAGGGACUUCUUGGGGUCUCCCUCCCCAAGAUCCCAGGUCCUGGCCAACGCGGGCUUUCUUACCGCGUUUGUCCCUUUGGCGCAAACUCCCCGGCACUCGGGUUCCAGCGCCUUGGAAGCCUUUUCCUUCGCACGUUACACCUUUGGACAAGGCUUCGACGCGCCCUACUGGACCACGUGGACGACUUUGUGUUGUUUCAGGACCAGGAGGUCAUUGGCCUUACAGCAUGCAUGACACUGGCCUUUUGUGCUCUGUUCAACGUACCGCCGUCCAACGCCAAGUUACAGCUUGGCAUUUGUAUCCACUGGAUAGGCUGGCACUUUUCCUUUGGCUCUGGCACUUUCUCCAUUCCGGGUGAAAAAGUCCAGAAGUUGAAGCGCCUGUUGCAGGAAGCCUUACAGGGUCGCCAUGUUUCGAAACGAACCCUGGACAAGGUCAUCAGGCUGCUGCAGUGGUUUUGCAAACUGUACAAGCUGUUUAAGCCCUGGUUGCAAACCCUGUACGCUGAUGCGAACCGUCCAUGGGCCACUAACUAUAGCAUUGACCCCGGCGAUUGGCCCGGCUUGGCCAUUUGCGUUAGUGAGGGGCUUGUCGUCAUCUCCACGCCGCCGGACACAAGCAUUCCGACAGGCGCCAAGCUCAUUGAAGCCAGGCAUUUGGCCCUGCAGUCCAAGAAAGACUUUGUAAAAAUUCCCACCUCGAAACGUCUUUGGGUGAGAGUGACGGACCCCUCCACUACUCGCCGCAAGCUGUCGGUCUCCAGCCGUUAG
Symbiodinium natans is the source of this 3639-nucleotide messenger RNA. NCBI's taxonomy places the organism in Eukaryota, Dinophyceae, Suessiales, Symbiodiniaceae. The record is from the annotation of a GenBank genome assembly.